CGCUCUGCUGCGAUGCGGAGCGGCGGGGCGGGCGCGGCGGGGACCAGCGGGAAGGCGCGAGGCGCCGCAGGCAGCUAGGCGGGCGGCGGGCGCGGGGCUGCCGGAGCUCUCCAGGGUGCUUGGGACGCUCCUGCCCGCGAGGAGCAGCUCAGCUCCGCGCAGAACCGAGCCGAGCCCCGGAGCACUUCUGAUGCCUCGGACACCACCGCUCCAGGGCUCUGCUGAGCCUCCGAGCAGCAUGGCCCGGAUUAGGUACCUCCGAGCGGCUGUGUCGGGAUUUUACCUGUGGGAAGCAGCGGUACUGCUCAGCUUGGUAGCCACAAAGGAAACAGACAGUGCAAGAUCGCGCAGCAUGCCGAUGUCGCCAUCUGAUUUCCUGGACAAGCUAAUGGGAAGGAUGUCAGGCUACGAUGCAAGAAUCAGACCAAAUUUCAAAGGCCCUCCAGUUAAUGUCACAUGCAACAUAUUUAUAAACAGCUUUGGAUCCAUUGCAGAGACAACCAUGGAUUACCGAGUGAACAUCUUUCUCCGACAGAACUGGAAUGAUCCACGCCUCGCAUACAGUGAAUAUCCAGAUGACUCUUUAGACUUAGAUCCAUCCAUGUUGGAUUCAAUUUGGAAACCUGAUUUGUUCUUUGCUAACGAAAAAGGUGCCAACUUUCAUGAAGUUACAACAGAUAAUAAAUUGUUGCGAAUUUUCAAAAAUGGGAAUGUACUUUAUUCCAUCAGAUUGACUUUAAUACUGUCCUGUCCGAUGGAUCUAAAAAAUUUUCCAAUGGAUGUGCAAACGUGUAUAAUGCAGCUGGAAAGCUUUGGAUACACAAUGAAUGAUCUCAUUUUCGAAUGGCAAGAAAAGGGAGCAGUUCAAGUAGCAGAAGGUCUCACUCUGCCACAGUUUCUGUUGAAAGAAGAAAAAGAUCUAUGUUACUGCACCAAGCAUUACAAUACAGGAAAGUUUACAUGUAUUGAAGUCCGAUUUCACCUUGAGAGGCAGAUGGGUUACUAUCUCAUCCAGAUGUACAUACCAAGUCUCUUGAUCGUCAUUCUCUCCUGGGUGUCGUUUUGGAUCAAUAUGGAUGCAGCUCCAGCCAGAGUGGCUUUAGGCAUAACAACUGUACUGACCAUGACAACACAAAGCUCAGGUUCACGAGCAUCUCUUCCAAAGGUAUCAUAUGUCAAAGCAAUUGACAUCUGGAUGGCUGUGUGUCUGCUCUUUGUAUUUUCUGCACUUUUGGAGUAUGCAGCUGUAAACUUUGUGUCAAGGCAACAUAAAGAACUUCUGCGAUUCCGCCGCAAGAGGAAGAAGAACAAGGAUGAUGAUGUAAGGGAAAGUCAGUUUAGUUUUACAGCAUAUGGAAUGGGCCCAUGUCUGCAAGCAAAAGAUGGAGUGACACAAAAGGGGCCAAAUAAUCCUGUUCAAGCUGCACCAAAAAGCCCUGAUGACAUGAGAAAGGUAUUCAUCGACCGGGCCAAGAAGAUAGACACGAUAUCCAGAGCUUGCUUCCCAUUAGCCUUCCUGAUUUUCAAUAUUUUUUAUUGGGUAAUUUACAAAAUCAUCAGGCAUGAGGACAUUCACCAAUAACAAGAUUAAGGCUUGCAAUACAUACAGCUCUGUCUGCUAUGUUCAAGAGGACGCUUUCUGUUAGAAAUGCACAUCAGAAGAGUUGAAUGGAAGAGUAACACCCAGAGAAGAUACAUCUGUUAUUGCAAACUUUCUGUGUCAAACUAAGUAUCAACUCUUUUUCACUGUAAAUCACUCUCUAUUGAAGCUUUACUGCCAAGUGUUUAUACAUGCUGUUACAUAGUGGUAUAAUUGUACAAUACUCUUUGAUGUUUGUUAGAUUUUUUUUUAAUUCUGGUAUAUUUUUAAUUUUAAAAAUGGAUUCAGAAUACCCUAGGUAAAUCCCACAGUAUUACAGAAUAGAUUAGCAUUUGAAACCUUUAAUUUACUUUAGAAGAUAAUGAAAAAUUACUGAUUUGAGAUUACAGUUUUAGGGACAUUUUCUUGUCUUAAGGAUAGUACCUGUGGUUUUGCAAUGAGUAUAUUUGACAGAUUUAAGUUAUGUAGUUUCUUCAAUGAACUUCAUAUUACUGUUGCCCUGGGAGGUACAUGUUAAAAUCAUCUCAGACAGGGCAAGAUAUCUGCAGCCUAAUAACCAGCAUACUACAUGAUAAAUAUAUCUAAAUUUAUGAAGUAUUUAUUUC
This is a messenger RNA of Pezoporus occidentalis (night parrot), 2205 nucleotides long. It is a transcript of the gene GLRA3, whose product is annotated as glycine receptor alpha 3. Gene Ontology annotation, cellular component: postsynaptic membrane; plasma membrane; neuron projection. The transcript has 9 exons. NCBI's taxonomy places the organism in Eukaryota, Metazoa, Chordata, Aves, Psittaciformes, Psittacidae. Bases 191 to 1582 code for a protein of 463 amino acids. Gene Ontology annotation, biological process: response to amino acid; chemical synaptic transmission; nervous system process. Gene Ontology annotation, molecular function: glycine binding; extracellularly glycine-gated chloride channel activity; transmembrane signaling receptor activity. The record is from RefSeq and is a predicted model, not a curated record.